UCCCUCUCUCCUCUCCUCUCUCCUGUGCUCUCUUAGUCAAGCCUGCUCUGUGAGCACUUAGAUGGAAUAGCAGCAUUUUUCCUCUUUGGUGUCACUGGUGGAAACUGGAAACAAGGUGUUUUAAGGGGGAUAAAUAAGAUCCAGAUCUGGUUAGGUAACUGGCUUGUUCAAGUGGGACCAGCCCUGGAGGAAGCUCCUGAAAGGCAGUGGUGAGUGGUCGGGGUUCCUGAGUGGUGCAGUCAUGGGCAGGCCGGAGGGGUUGGCCAGGCCACCUCUGGUGCUAGCUAUGGCGCUCCUGGCUCUCUCUCUCCUCUUCACAGGGGUCUCCAGCCUCCCACAGCCGCUGCCAAGAGUCUUCCUCUCCUUUGAAGACCUGCAGGUCUCCCCCUCCUUUGAACACUACAGUAUAUCAGACAAGGCCAUGGACUACAGGAUCCUGCAGAUGGACGAGGACCAGGACAGGAUGUAUGUGGGCUGCAAAGACCAUGUCCUCUCCAUGGACAUUAACAACGUCACCCAUGGCACACUUAAGGUGUUUUGGCCUGCGUCUACAAGCAAGAUAGAGGAAUGCCAAAUGGCAGGAAAGGACCCCACGCAUGGCUGUGGGAACUUCAUCCGGGUGGUGCAGCCUUAUAACAGAACUCAUCUGUUCAUGUGUGGCAGCGGAGCAUACAGUCCCGUCUGUGCGUACAUCAACAGGGGCCGCAGACCAGAGGAACAAGUAUUUCACAUCGACUCGAGGACCGAAUCUGGAAAAGGGAGGUGCUCCUUCAACCCUCAAGUGAAUACAGUCUCCGUUAUGCUUAACCAGGAGCUGUUCUCAGGCAUGUACAUUGACUUCAUGGGGACAGAUGCUGCCAUCUUCAGGAGCCUGACCAAGAGAAAUGCAGUGCGAACAGACCAGCACAACUCUAAGUGGCUUAGUGAGCCAAUCUUCAUUGACGCCCACCUGAUACCAGACGGAACAGAUCCCAACGAUGCCAAAUUGUAUUUUUUCUUCCGUGAGAGGUUGACAGAUAACAGUGGAAAUACUAAAAAUAUCCACACCAUGGUGGCCAGAGUGUGUCCAAGUGACAUCGGAGGACAGCGGAGCCUGGUGAACAAAUGGACCACCUUCCUCAAGGCCAGGAUGGUGUGUUCCGUCCUGGAGGAAGACGGCACCGAAACGCACUUUGACGAACUGGAAAAUGUGUUUUUGCUGGACACCGAUCAGCCCAAGGGCCUGUUGGUGUUUGGAGUCUUCACAUCUACAAGCUCCGUGUUUAAAGGCUCAGCAGUGUGUGUGUACAACAUGGCCGACAUCCUUACCGUCUUCAAUGGGCCCUUUGCUCAUAGAGAGGGGCCCAACUUUCAGUGGGUGGCCUUCCAGGGGCGCAUCCCUUACCCAAGACCAGGAACUUGUCCCGGUGGAGCCUUCACACCUGACAUUCAUACUACAAAGGAGUUCCCAGACGACGUGGUGACUUUCGUACGGAACCACCCAGUCAUGUUCAACCCCAUCUACCCAGUAGGGAGGAGACCUCUGGUGGUUAGGACCAACGCUGACUACAAAUACACAUCAGUGGCAGUGGACCAGGUUAUGGCUGCCGACGGCAACUACCAAGUGCUUUUUCUGGGCACAGACAAAGGUACAGUACAGAAGGUGAUUGUGCUGCCAAACAAUCAAUCCCUGCAUGAAGAUCUGAUCCUGGAGGAGCUGGAAGUGUUUAAGAAUCAAGCUCCUGUUACAAACUUGAGAAUAUCCUCAAAAAAACAACAGCUGUACGUCAGCUCGGAGUUCGGGGUCUCGCAGGUCUCCCUGCACCGUUGUCACGCUUACGGCUCGGCAUGCGCUGACUGCUGCCUCGCCAGAGACCCCUACUGCGCCUGGGACGGACUCAGCUGCUCUCGCUUCUAUCCCACCGGCAAAAGGAGAAGCAGAAGGCAGGACAUUAUGCAUGGAAAUCCACUCACUCAAUGCAGAGGAUUCAAUCUAAAAGCCUACAGAAACGCUGUGGAGAUGACGCAGUACGGCGUGAAAAACAACACCACCUUCCUGGAGUGUCUUCCCAAGUCUCCUCAGGCCUCUAUCCGCUGGCUCAUUCACAGGGACAAUGACAGGAGGAAAGAGGUGAAGUUGAGCGACCGUGUUGUCUCAACGGAGCACGGCCUCCUUAUCCGCUCCGUCCAGCUGUCAGACCAGGGCCUUUACUACUGCCUGACCACCGAGAACAGCUUCAAACGCACCGUCGCGAAGAUCCGCCUGCGAGUGCUGAGCGAGGCCAUGGUGAGCGUGCUGACAGACAAACAGCAGUCGCCGUGGGCAUGGGCCAGCUCGUUGCAUCCCAAGGAACUACUGUCAGCGUUCAGUCCAGCGGAGAGCCUGGCUGUACAACAAUACUGCAAAGAAAGGAAGCAGCUCCAGACUCUCCAGCAGAAGCAGCAGCAGCAGCAGCAGCAGCCUCAGCCACCUGGACCUCUCAGGGGGGACCUGGCCAAACUGAAGCCCCUGUUGGACCGGAGGAAGAGCCGCAACCGCCGCAAUCACCUCCCAGAGGUCUGACACAGGAAGGUGCAGGAACUGACACGAACACCUUCUUCUGUUUUCUAUACCCAGACCCUAAUUUUCCAAACUCUCAUCUCAAACUGCAGAGCUGCACUGUGGAUGUACAGCAAACGAGGGGGUGGGUGUGGGGAGUUGUUAUUCGGCAAUAUCUCUUUUUCUUGCAUGAGGUACUGUGACCAGAUGACUGUGACAUUAACUAAAACACACGCACAGGCACCCACGAGCAAUUCAUUUGCUGUCGCAGUCACAACAUGGACUGUGGCCCUGUUAAGAGUGUCACUAAUAAACUGGGCUCUAAGCCGAUAUUGCUCAUGAUAAUACGCCUUGAGAUGCAGCUAUGGUCAAUGAUCUUAUCAUAUUUUAGAUAUUAGAGGGAGAAUUUGGACUGGCUGGAUAUUGGCUCACAAUGGAUUUGUUCUUUGUUCACAAAAAAUGGGGAUCAUUUGAAGUUAUGAUAGUAAAUAGGGGAGAUUGAAAAGGGACAAAAGGGAGAAAGAUGCAUGCUUGGAAGUGAGCGCCCUCUCAAAGUUUAAUAUUAGUAUUUUAUUAGAUUCUACUCACAUUUCUAUAUUUACUUUAAGCUAACAAAAUUGUCUCUGUUCAGUAAAAUGACUUUGUGGGCACACAUAGGGAGAUAAAAAGUCAAUUUGUGAAAAGAAAAUGUUUUUUUUUUUCAUGGUUUGACUGCCUCCCAAACUGUCUACAAUAGCACUGUUCAUACAAAGGCCAGAUGGUAAGUGGUCCCCAUAAAAAGUGUUAUAUUACAACGCGGUAAGUUUAAAAAAAGGAAUUAGUUCAAAAGCGAAAUUUAACAUCCAGUGCAGAUGUUACCUAAACAGAAAUAGUUGUAAAAUACUGAUUAGCAUAUACAAUUUGGUCUGAGCUACGUGAUCUCUCCUAUAUUUAUUCCUAUGACUCAGACGUACAGUACAUCUAAAAGAAUGUCUCACUGUAAUUCAGCUGCAUAUCAUAUCAUAUGUCUCUUGUUUCUAGAACAGAAGCAUGUUUAUAGAAAUGUAUCAGUAAUGUAGAGGUAUCUUAUUCCUUGCCUGGAUUAGUUUUGAGUAACAAGCUGAUACACACGUUUAAGUUUAUCAGAAUAGUUUACAUCAAAAGGUAGAUGCCUAAACUUGACAAUAUCCUUCUUUGGAUCCAUAUUUUCCACAUUGUCUACAGCAAAGUGGACACUUCAGAAAUAGUAAUGCAUUGAUAUGUGAAUAGACUUUUUUUUUAAUAGCGUAGUUAAUGUUGUUUGUGUACAUAAUAUAUUUUUGUUUGUUUUAUCCUUUUAAUUUAAUGUGCAGAUUCUUUUGUCAAAAUGUGUAUAUAAUUUCAACAUAUUUCACCAGCUAUGACUGUAUCUGCAAAUUGCAGAGACAACUGGUAUUAUUUUCAUUUUGAGAAAAGACUCUAGUUGUACCUUCCCUCUAAACAGAUCUCUGCUCCACGUUUAAUAAAUCUGUGUGCCAGCAUCAUGUCCACUCAGUGUAAUUUCAGUGUUAUGAAACAUGUAUUUCUAUUUAUUAAUGUCAUGAUAGCCUGAAUAAAUCUGUUCAGAUGAAUCUCAA
Messenger RNA from Perca flavescens (yellow perch), 4113 nucleotides. RefSeq names its product sema domain, immunoglobulin domain (Ig), short basic domain, secreted, (semaphorin) 3C (gene sema3c). NCBI's taxonomy places the organism in Eukaryota, Metazoa, Chordata, Actinopteri, Perciformes, Percidae. The record is from RefSeq and is a predicted model, not a curated record. Gene Ontology annotation, molecular function: semaphorin receptor binding; chemorepellent activity. The transcript has 18 exons. Gene Ontology annotation, biological process: positive regulation of cell migration; negative chemotaxis; semaphorin-plexin signaling pathway. Bases 242 to 2542 code for a protein of 766 amino acids. Gene Ontology annotation, cellular component: plasma membrane.